This is a messenger RNA of Glycine soja, 1128 nucleotides long. RefSeq lists its product as uncharacterized. The transcript is spliced from 4 exons. Gene Ontology annotation, biological process: meristem maintenance; meristem development. The record is from RefSeq and is a predicted model, not a curated record. The annotation marks the transcript as partial. Lineage: Eukaryota; Viridiplantae; Streptophyta; Magnoliopsida; Fabales; Fabaceae.
AUCAUGGUUAGGACCAGAGGAUUAGGUCGUGCCUUAGGUCACGUUACUAGCAGAGGUGUGGGCAGAGGAGAUCGUGAUGAUUCUGAUGAUGCUUCGCAGCGUCGAUGGCCUUCCGCAUCCGCACGGAGGCAGCGAGUCGCUGUGACUGUGGCGCACGAUGAGCCAGUGGUCCCUGCGCUAGAUGUUGAGGCUGAUGUAUUUUUGGAUGACCCGAUGGCACCAGCUGAUUUAGAGGACAUUGUGGCAGGCAUUCCUGCAGACACAGGCGCGGAGGCUGUUGAGGAUGAGCAUGAGGGAUUUUCGGGUGGUCCGAGCGACCCAUCCGUGUUGACCCAGUAUGCGGAUCACGUUGCUUGCAGCGUAUGGACGGGAGAGGAGCGUCCUGAGUUGAAGUUAUCCUCUCACGGGAGGAAGGUUCAUAGUUUAGGCAAGCCUGUCCUUGCCAUUGAGGGACUCGUUGCUGGGACAGGACUAAGUCCUCUGAUCGCGUGUUUGGAAGACACCGGCGAUCAGGGACUUUUGUCCUCGUUUGUGGAGCGGUGGCACCGGGAGACGUCUAGUUUCCAUCUCCCGGUGGGAGAGCUCACGAUCACGCUGGACGACGUCUCCUCGCUUCUGCAUUUGCCCGUGGUUGGCGACUUGCAUGCCUUCCCGCCCUUGCAUGAGGACGAUGCGGUUCAGAUGCUGGUGGACUUAUUAAUAGUCUCUGCAGAGUCUGCCAGGGCUGAGACAGCCCAGUGUCGUGGACAGUACUGCUGGAUUUACGAGCACUUUCCGUCAGUCACGGACUCCACUGCUGAUCAGGAAUACAACAAGAAUACCCCGCGUGCGUGUAGGUGGAUUGCGACGAAGAAGACCGUGAAGAGCAUACGUACACCGACGUACAGGGAGCGCCUGGACCGACUCCGGAUUCCGGAUGUCUGUUGGAUCCCGUAUGGGGAGCACCGACCGGAAGUUUGUGAUGAGAUUGCUGAGAGGUUGGAGCGCCAUUUGAGUCUAGGGGUGGUCACGCCAGACUCAUCGACACAUGAGGUGAUCGAAGAAUGCCUCAGGAUGGCCAGGAGUGUGACACCGAACCAUCUAGUAUAUGUUAGGUCUAGACGCAGGCGGCGCACGGAUCAGGCGUAG